Molecule: messenger RNA, 1933 nt
Organism: Mytilinidion resinicola
Lineage: Eukaryota; Fungi; Ascomycota; Dothideomycetes; Mytilinidiales; Mytilinidiaceae
Product: FAD-binding domain-containing protein
Exons: 2
Coding region: 152-1786 (544 amino acids)
Molecular function (GO): oxidoreductase activity; FAD binding
Source: RefSeq, a predicted model, not a curated record
GCACAUUCCGGGGUGGAAAGGCUGUGGGUAUGAACGCCUGUCUUCAGUGUCCGCGGAAGGAUGAGACACCCACUCGGGCCUUCCUGAUUCUACAGCAUCAUACACUGCCGUACCUCCGAUAACACAGUAUUCACCAAAUCAGAACGGGAGAAUGGAGCAGGCCAUCCAGUUCUUCAGGUUGCAGCAAAUUCCCGUCCUGGAGCCCGGCCAGGCCGAGUACAGACAGGCCAUCGCAACCUCCAACCUCCUCUUCCGCUUCUCCCGCCCCGACUGUGUCGUCCAGCCCAAAAACGCCGCCCAAGUCCAGACCAUCAUCAGAGAGGCAAAGGCUGGGUCGAUCAAGGUUACCAUCAAGUGCAAUGGCCACUCCUACGCCGGCCACUCGACCGCCUUCAGCGGCAUCUCGCUCGACCUGCGCGGCAUGAAGAAGGCCGAGCUCGACAUGAAGGCCAUGACGGUCACCAUGGACGCCGGCUGCCAGUGGGGCGACGUCUACGAGAAACUAAUCAUCGGCAACCACGACGGCUUCAUCAUCAACGGCGGCCGCUGUCCCACGGUCGGUGUCAGCGGCUUCAUCCUCGGCGCCGGCCUCGGCCCCUUCACGCGCAGCUUCGGCAUGGGCGCCGACACGCUCGCCGAAGCGACUCUGGUCACCGCCAACGGCUCCCUCAUCACCGUCACCGAGUCCGACCCGCCCACCUCGGACAAGGGCCGUCUCUUCUGGGCCCUCCGCGGCGCCGGUGGCGGCAACUUUGGUGUCGUCGUUCAGAUGAAGCUCCACGUCCAGAAACUCAGCAACCGCCACGGCAUGGUGGUCGCCGGACGGUACCAGUGGUUCCCCAAGUCCGGCUUUACCGACGCUGUCAUGGCCACUAUGAACGCCUUCUACGCCACCCCCUGGCCCGACAAGCUCACCAUCGACACCACCUGGAUCUGCGACCUGCGCCAGGCCUCCAACGAGGGCGGCGUGCGCUUCAACGUCUCCUUCGACGGCAGCAAGGGCGAGUACGACCGGCUGAUCACCAAACACAUCACCCAUCCCGAGCUCCAGACCCAGCUCAAACGCCGCGUCCUCCCGGAGAAAUCCACCCGUUUUCUCUACGAAACCCUCGUCGCGCAGUGGCUUGAAGAGGCCGAGCGCGCGUACCCCUCCAACAAAACCUACGAGCUCUACAGCUCCUUCAUCUUCACCAACUCCUCCCCUGCUGCCCUCGCAACCAUCACCACCGCCAUCCGCGAGCUCAUGAAAACCUUCCGCGACGACUUCAAGGGCGAACAAGUCAACUUCCUCGUCACGUGGAUCCACUCCGGCGGAAAAGCCUCGGAACGCCAGCCCACCGACACGGCCUUCUUCUGGCGCGAGGCCGUCUUCCAUACCUAUGUGACCGUGGAAUGGGCCGACAAGUGGAUGGAGCGGGACAUGCGCCGCUUCUUGGCAAGUGUCAAAAAGAAGCUCCGCCCGCUGUCGCUGAACGGGGAAGCGUCAUUCGUGAAUUUCCCCGACAGGGAUUUUCCGACAAAAUUCCAUGAGAGGGCGUAUUUCGGGGGGAAUAAGGACGAGUUGAGAAGGGUGAAGCAGAUGUGGGAUCCGGAUGGGUUUUUCAGGUGGAUUCAGGGGGUGAGGAGGCCCGGGGAUCCCGAGGAGGAUGAAGUCGGGGAGGAUGAAGAUCGGACGGAUAAGUUGGCUAGUGAGCAGUGGGGAAGUCAAUGGAAGCAUUAUCAGGUGGAGGACCUGGAGGAUGAUUUUAAUGAUUUGGCGGAUUUGGGUUAUGGGGAGGAUGACUAGGGUGAAGACCCUUAGUGCUAUCAGUUAUCCCCUCAUGUCCUAACAUUAGAGUUUGUUACGUUUGGAGAUUCGGCCACUUAAUCAUGUCACCCUUCUUCCCAGCGAAGCGCUCGGAUGUAGUCGAUCGGUUGGAGGAAGAGGUAUGGA